AUGAACUGCAAGCACGCUAGAUAUCUUGAUGCAUUAGGCCUUCUGGAUGACGACAUUGAUGAUGAGUUCAGGUUCUUUAAUUUGGAGAAAGAUAGAAUCUCGAAACCUGUAAUUGUAACAGCUUUCUCACAAACACAUUGGAGUCGCGGAAGACGACUAAUCGCAUCUAUUCGUCGCCAUUUGCCAGAUCAUUUGAUAAUUGUUUAUGAUCUUGGUCUUGAUUUUAUCAAUGCCAGAUUUUUGAGCUUUCUAUGUAACGUCAAGUAUAGAAAAUUUUAUUUUAAACAUUAUCCUGAAAGAGUUGCAAAAGUGCGUGAAUUUCGAUGGAAACCGAUAAUCAUUGCUGAAAUCUUACAAGAAUAUGAUACACUUUGGUAUUUCGAUAGCACCGUCAUGCUAAAAAAAACUAAUCUUAGCAACAUCUACAAUCUUUUAGAAUGUCAUAAAAACGCUGCUUCUGAUCCAAAGGUUCUUACUCCACGUGAAAUUCAGAAAAACUGCCGAAAUUCAAGUUAUCUUUUCCACAUUUAUGCGGGCCAUGGAAUCUUUUCGGCGACCCAUCCAGAUUUAUAUCAAUAUUUUCCAACAAAUCUUUUUAAAAUAAAGACGCCGAAAGCGAGAAUGUAUGAUGCAGGAUUAGUAUUUGUUGUUAGGACAGCUCGAACAGUUCAACAGUUUUUGAGAUGGUAUGUUGCGUGCGCAUUAGAGUCUAAGUGUAUGGCACCACGACGUUCUGUUUUACGCUGCAAAUUCGAUAAAAAUGAUUUUUUUGGAAUAUAUGCCAGAUGCCACCGAUAUGAUCAGUCUGUAAUUAAUUUGCUCGUGGCAAAUGCUUUCCAAUAUGACUAUCGUUUUUAUACAAGCGGUUUUAAUGAUGAAUUCUUCGAAGUAAAUAGACUCGAUUCAGCACCAGUUCCCGAUUCAGAACUUGUGUCGUGUGAUAAACAAACUGGUAAAUGA
Dracunculus medinensis (Guinea worm) is the source of this 960-nucleotide messenger RNA. NCBI's taxonomy places the organism in Eukaryota, Metazoa, Nematoda, Chromadorea, Rhabditida, Dracunculidae. The record is from the annotation of a GenBank genome assembly.